Molecule: messenger RNA, 1406 nt
Organism: Sorghum bicolor (sorghum)
Lineage: Eukaryota; Viridiplantae; Streptophyta; Magnoliopsida; Poales; Poaceae
Product: myb-related protein Zm38
Exons: 2
Coding region: 118-894 (258 amino acids)
Source: RefSeq, a predicted model, not a curated record
CUCCAAUCCAAUCGCCGAGCUCGCUCCCCUGCCCGCCCUGCGCAGCCGCCGCCCGCCGCUCCACACAGCAAAGCGAUAGCCAAAGCGAAAGCGAAAAGCGAGGCAAGAAGCAGGCCGAUGGGGCGGUCGCCGUGCUGCGAGAAGGCGCACACGAACAAGGGCGCGUGGACCAAGGAGGAGGACGACCGCCUGGUGGCGUACAUCCGCGCGCACGGCGAAGGGUGCUGGCGGUCGCUGCCCAAGGCGGCCGGACUGAUGCGCUGCGGCAAGAGCUGCCGCCUCCGCUGGAUCAACUACCUCCGCCCCGACCUCAAGCGCGGCAACUUCACCGCCGACGAGGACGACCUCAUCAUCAAGCUGCACAGCCUCCUCGGCAACAAGUGGUCGCUCAUCGCCGCGCGGCUCCCGGGGCGGACGGACAACGAGAUCAAGAACUACUGGAACACGCACAUCCGGCGGAAGCUGCUUGGCAGGGGCAUCGACCCCGUCACGCACCGCCCCAUCGCCGACGCCGGCGCCGGCACCGUCACCACCAUCUCGUUCCAGCCCAACAAACCCAACGCCGCCGUCGCAGCGCAGGCGCCACAACAUCAGCCGAUCAAGGCGGUGGCGACGGCCGUCGUUAAGGUGCCCAGGUGCCCCGACCUCAACCUCGAUCUCUGCAUCAGCCCGCCGUGCCAACAGAAGGAAGACGAGGAGCUGGACCUCAAGCCCGCCGUCGUCGUCAAGCGGGAGGUGCUGCAGGCCGGCCAUGGCGGCAGCCUCUGCUUCGGCUGCAGCCUGGGCAUCCAAAAAGGAGCCCCCGGGUGCAGCUGCAGCAGCAGCAACAGCCACCACCGCUUCUUGGGGCUCCGGUCCGGCAUGCUCGACUUCAGAGGCCUCGAGAUGAAGUGAAUGAAUAAGCCGCCCAUGGCCAUACGAUCGAUCGAAAUGGCCAGCAGCCGAAUUCUUCUCCUUCGUUUGGUUUGGUUCUUGGCUUGUUGGAUUUGGGUAGGGUAGCUAGUAGUUGGCUAGCUGUUGGUUUUUUAGUAGGAGGAUACAGGAUGAGAAGGAGAGGCAAGAACGGCGAGGAGGAUUCGUAGCUCGUGUCACUACUCACUACCUCAUCAGAGAGCAUAGUGGUAGUAGAGAAUAAAUCCUCCCUGCUCUCUUCUCUUCCAUUUUGUGUUUUUUUUUUAAAAAAAAAGUCCCCUGGCUGCCUGAAUGAAUGUCAGGAAUAAUCACAUAUAGUAUAAUCUGAUGCUAGCUAGCAGGUAAUUAGUACAUGUGUAAAUUUUCAGCCUCAACGUCUUGUUUUGUGGAGAACAUAUGAAGUAUUCAGAGUCGAUAGAGUGCAUAUGCUCUGUUCUCUGAAUACCUGAUCCUCUGUUUUGUGGAGAAGAUAAAGAGUAUUACAGUCUUACAGA